GUCUACGUGAUGACGUAGUAUUGUAGACACAGCUAUGAUGGCAGCCGUGGGCUGACAUCGAUACAUUACUGAAUAUAAACUAUUUAAAAGUUAACGAUAAAACCCCGACACUCCAACCUGUAGCACAUAAGCGGUUUUCAGAGAGUACGCACGCAUAACACACAGUCGCUCGGUUUGGGGAACGGUAAGUUUCAGCAGCUACAGUCAGCUUUGCUGUAACAAAGUCACACAGCGAGUGUGUUUGCGGCUUUUUCUCCUCGUCUCUUUAAUGUGUCUCACACACGGGUAUAUAUCGGUCGUGAAGGUUGCCCGAAGUGUGUUAAAACCGUAUUCUGUGACCCACCUGAAAGACUCCACUGUCAUGCUCGUGUAAGCUAAGUGUGGAGGCUGCUAACUGCUACAGGUAACCGAGCUAACCCAAAGUGCAGCUGAAAACUGCCCACAGGAGCUAAUGGGACCUACAGACAGACAGACAGACAGAGCCGUCCUGCUGCUGCUGCUGCCCACAUGUGUGUGCAUGCAUGUAGACUUCAUGUCGCUGUUAACGUGGAAAUUAUAGCUCUAGAGGUUAAAAGCCAAACCCAUGCCAAUGGAUUUGACACACCAAGCAGACUGUGUCUCCUACAAUUAAAACCACGACGUAAUAAAUUGUUAGCCAAAUGGUUUGUCAGCAUUUUCUGGCUAUCUUGUGAUCAUCUGUUCAAUAUCCCUGUUCUCCCUCCUCAUCUUUGCUUCAUCACUGUAAAGCUAAGGCUGUUAUCUGAAGGCUUCUGUCUUUUUUAUGGCGUUUAUCUCUUUGCAUGUUUAAAGUGGCACUAUGCCCGCAGCUACUGUGGAUCACAGCCAAAAAAUAUGUGAGGUUUGGGCCAACAACCUGGAGGAGGAGUUGAAGAGGAUACGAAAUGUCAUCCGAAAGUACAACUACAUAGCCAUGGUGAGUGAUACAGGGCGAAGUCAUCUCUGAUGAGACUAGAGUUUCUCUGUGCAUAAUAAUGUGUCUGUCAUCCUGCAGGAUACAGAGUUUCCAGGUGUAGUAGCCAGACCCAUCGGAGAGUUCAGAAGCAAUGCAGACUAUCAGUAUCAGCUACUGCGCUGCAAUGUGGAUCUGCUGAAGAUAAUCCAGCUGGGCCUCACAUUUAUGAAUGAACAAGGGGAAUAUCCUCCAGGGACGUCAACAUGGCAGUUCAACUUUAAGUUUAACCUCACGUAAGACAACCAUCUCCCCCUCUCCUCUUUUUUGACAAUCUUAUGCCUCUGUAACAUUUAUUGUGAUCAUGGUAUGUCCAGAAAAGCUUUGCAAAAUACUAAACCUCUGCUAAAAGAGUUGGAACAGGCACAACUGGAUAGAAAAGUUUAACACCCAGGAAAACAUCUCCCAACUGCUGCAUCCUCAAAUGCAGAUUAAAACUGUACCAUGCAAAGAGGAAACAUUGGAGAAAACGUGGACAUUUUGACUCAGGUGAACAGUCCUGUGAUCUGGAAAGUCAAAACUUUGCUUUCUCCUGAUACUGUGGGUGCCACAACUUUUUAUCAGAGCCAGCAUUUGUGGUCAUAUGGGGAUGCACAAGUGCCCAUGCUAUAGACAACCUAGACAUAAAAAUACUGGUCAGCAGCAUGUGCUGCUAUCCAGACUAUGUCUUUUUCAGGGAAGACCUUGUAUAUAUUUAGCUACUCAGUGCCAAACUACCUGCUGCAGGUAUUACAACUAUGUGGCUCCAUUGUAGAAGACUCAUGAUUAAAUACACCUGCUGCUGCAGUCCAGACUUGACAAUCAUACAAUCAUUUAGAACAUCUGGCACAUCAUGAGACACUUUGCUGGCAACAGAAAAAAAGAGCAUAUGUCUGUUUUUCUAUUUUUAUCUAGAUACAGUAUGUAUAUCUAUCUCACCCAAAAGAACAAGUAUAUAGACAUAGUUCGAUAUCUAUCUGUCUGUCUGUCUGUCUGUCUGUCUGUCUGUCUGUCUGUCUUUAUACAAAUAUAUUUAAAUAAUUUCAAUUCAUUUUCAAUUAAUCAAAUUUGUAAAAGCUUAUGUAUGUAUAUAUAUGUAUUGAGAGAGAGAGAUAUGCUUUUAUAAAUGAUAAAAACAAAUUUGGUGUUUUGCAAAUCAUUUAAAUGCUUUUUUGAAAAAUGUAUUUAGACCUUUUAUACCUUUGGAAGUUAAGACUUUUGAUUGAAUAUGCCAUUUAUUAAGCAUUCCAGCUGUCUAACAGCACACACUAACUGGGAGCACCUUACUCAGUGUUUCAGCUUCACCCUUUCUGGAUCAUCUCUUUGAGGUUGUUUGGAGGAAGUUAAGAAAUCUUCAAACUGUAUAUCCAGUCAGAUCACCUGAGACACAGUUUACAAAAAUCAGUGUUUUGUCAAGGAUAACUCGCAGUUAUUGCUCUCGUUACUACUCGAUGUUUUAAUGGUUGCAGUAAUAUAAGUAUGGUUUGUGUCUGUCUUGAUCUCCAGAGAAGACAUGUAUGCACAGGACUCGAUUGAGCUCCUGACAACUUCAGGGAUUCAGUUCAAGAAGCACGAGGACGAAGGCAUCGAGACGCUGUACUUUGCAGAGCUGCUGAUGACAUCAGGAGUGGUGCUCUGUGAUGGGGUUAAGUGGCUGUCAUUUCACAGGUAUUGCUGCUUGUGUGAUUAUUUAUACCUAUACCUCAGCUUUGUCUGAAUCCUGGGAACUUGGCUUGGCAGUUGUGCAGCAACACAAUGCAAAUAAGUGAUGCCCAUGUUAUUCUUGGAAAAUAGACAUUUUCCAAAAAAUUACUAACAGUUCAAGGCGGAGCAUCUCUUGGUUUUGUUCCCUCUACUUGUGAGCUGUAGUGAAACGUAAGAGGUUACCAGGAACUGUGCUGAUCGUUUGACUCCAUAUAAAUACUAUGCUUUGUUUCCUUCUCUUCUCAUCAUUGUGUUGUGUAUUUGAAGUCGUUUUAUUCUUAUUACUUUUUGAUUGAUUUAAGCUUACAAAAAGAAGAUGAAAACUAUUUGGAUUUGUGUUUGUUUUGAUUUAUCUGUCUAUAAGUCUUGUUGUUUUUUUCAGUGAGAGGUUAGGUGUUGGGGGUUGUACGACCUAAGUGUGAGAACAACAAUAAUCCGUUCAGUUGACGAUUCAAAAAGCUGCUCGAGUGUGAUGAACACGUGUUCUGUUCAACUUGGUCUUCGGUGACAGCGAACUUUGAUGGGUAUUUUCUGCACUCUGCUGCUUAACUUUUUCAUUUUGUGCUCAGUUUCCCUCUGUGUCUCCAUGGCAAACUGAUGCUAAAGAUAACCAGGCUGUGGAAAAUAAAUAAGGCUUAGGUUUGAAACAUCUCUGUCAUCUCUUUCAGGUAUUAAGACUACUUCUUUACCAAGAGGCUUUCAUGUCAUGUUGUUUUUAUUUGUAUUUUUCACUAUCUAUAAUUUUUGAUUUUCCAAUCUCAUUUAAUAAAUUCAUUCCUUAUUUAUUUAUCUAUUUAUAUUGUAAGAUAAAUGUUUAAGCUAAUUGGAAGCUUUGUCUGUGCCAAAUUGAGCAUCUUAUCGUUUCUCUACAGCGAAGCAAAAUCUUACUUUGUCUUUGCACACCUGGUAGGUUGAGUGUUUUGACACGACGACAAGCAGGUUCAGGCAUUAAAAACAAAUCCAGUCUUAGUUAGUAUGCACAGCUGUCUUAUGUCAUGGCAGAUAUUUUGAAGCUGCUCUGAUUUCUUUAGAGUUUAAAAAAAUGUAUAUUGUUUUUUAUUUAUGUCUUCUUCAGUGGUUAUGACUUUGGAUACCUGAUCAAGAUUCUCUCCAAUGCGAACCUGCCUGAGGAGGAGGUGGACUUCUUUGAGAUUCUUCGCUUGUACUUUCCAGUCAUUUACGAUGUCAAGUACCUCAUGAAGAGUUGCAAAAACCUAAAGGUAACUCACUGAAUAUUUUAGCGGGUGGCGCACACAAGUGUGCUGUUUUAUUGAUGUAAAACUUCCACACCUCAAGAUUCAAUGUGACCACUUUGAGAGUGGUCUUUUGGACUAGACGCAUAAAUUCUGAGUGAAUUGACAAUGAUUCGUUUUUAGGGCGGGCUGCAGGAAGUUGCUGAGCAGCUGGAGCUGGAGAGGAUCGGACCACAGCACCAGGCCGGCUCCGACUCUUUACUCACUGGCAUGGCUUUCUUCAAGAUGAGAGAGGUAGGCGCUUCAGGCCGGAGAGUCCUGUUAGGUGGAGUAUAAGGAACACAGGAGCACAGGAUUACUGAAGCUCCUGUCAGAUCUAGAUUCCCCACAAUAAUCUCAUUUAACAUGCAGAUCUCAUGUCUGAAUAAGCCCCCUGCUACACAUACGUAUAGUGAUACUUCACCGUCAUUAGGCGCAUGUAAAAAUUAAAUGCGGUCAAGAAAAGCAGCAGUGCAAGGAGCGUGUACUUGUACAUCUUCUGUGAUUACUGUCACCUUAAAGUCAAACUAUGAAAGUAAUUACUCCUCUCUGAAAACGUAGGAAAACUAAAGAAAAUGAAACAGAGAAUUUUAUGUUCUACAUACAGCAUAACCAAACUAUUUAUCCAAGGCAGGUCUCUUUUAAAAAUGAGACCCAGCAUCUCAGCAACUUAACCUGUUCCUAACAAACAGUUCAGCACCUGUAAAUGUUUAGAAAGUAGAAAUAUUUAAAAACCUUAACGUUCAUGAGUAUUAGAAAGAGGCAGAGUGAUGCUAACAGAGCACUUACCCUCCUCUCCUUUUGUUAUCAAACGUAUAUUUGUAGAGGUUCGAAGAAUCUCAGGGAUAUUUAUGGUUCGAGUGAUUAGAGACAGAUCCCUUAAUGGAAAUUACCACAUCACUGCCUUAAUGAUCAGGCUUUUUAAACCUAACUUCAGGAUAUUAGAAGAGUUACAGCUGUAAAGAUAAACAUGAUCCUUGAAACAGUGAAUACUGUGACACUAGAUGCCUUUUUAAGUGUCUCUAAUCAGUUUCCAUUGUUUUGUUUGUCUCCACAGAUGUUUUUCGAGGAUCAUAUCGACGAUGCAAAGUACUGUGGGCACUUGUACGGGCUCAGCUCCGGCUCAGCCUAUGUCCAGAACGGAACAGGGAACGCUUACGAAGAGGAGGCGAACAAGCAGCAGUCGUGACAUCACUCUGAAACCUCCCAUCCUGCUGCUCACAUGCUCGAUCCGUGCGACACUGAAGCAGGCUUUAACCAACUGGAUGAUAAUAAUGGAAGAAAAUAAGACAAACACAAACCAUUUAGCAAGCUGCUUCUCAUAGCCUUUGCUCACCUUAGAGUAUGAUGGUCAAAAAAAAUCCCAGCUGGCCUCACACAUGCCCUGCUAGCUGUGUGUGUGUGUGUGUGCGCGUGUGUAUGAGAGAGUGUAGUCUUUUAACCCUGUGAAGCAGUUUAGGCAGCCUGUUUGAAUCAGUUCAGUUUAACAUGCUUGGAAGAUGGGAUUUUGUUUUCCUAAAAUGUUCUGUAGACAUGUUUUGCACUUUAAAGCUCUAACCCGAUUUUAUAUGGAAAGCUGAAAAUGUUUCUGGUGUCUUUCUCCUCUUUGUUGCCUUCUCUAUGUUCUCAUUUUUUCAUCGUCGACAUGUCAGUCUUUACCAUCACAACCAUUACUGUUGCCACACUCAGCCUUAAUAUAAGCUGCAUUCGUAUCUUUUAAACUUUAAUUUAUUGUGCUGCUUCUCUGACCAUUCAGACGCCCUCAUUGAUCGACACUAAGACUCCACCAGGCAGCACACUUACAGAUAUUUUUUUUUUGUGUGUAAUUAUGAGAAAGGGAGCUGUCAGUGAGUGUGUUUACCUGCACAUAAAUAUCUCAUUGACAUUUAUUUUUUCUUUGAGUGUUUGAAAAUAAUAUUUAAUUUAACCCUCUUGACUUCAAACUGUUGUGUUCUGCCUAUACAAACAUCCUUAAAAAUGCUUCCUCUAUGUUAGUUGCUGAGUUUGGUUUGGCUUCACGGUGUUGCUCUGAUACAUUCACAGUAUGCACAGACGCAUACAAAGAGUUUUGAUUGAAGGUUUGUGGUAGUUCGUGCAUGUAAACACCCUCACUGAGACAAGCACACAACACGGAUGCACCGCCUCUCUACAUGGUCUUGCACUGGUUUAAACCAAAUUCACCAGACUUCAAAAAAAAAAAAAAAUGAUAGCAGAAAAAAAAGAGUUGAUGCUGUUGCCCUGAACUACUCUGUUGAGAGUAAAUUUUCAUUUUUAAUUAAGACGAAAGUUUUGUAGAGUUUUAGUGUUCUAAUAAAAGAAGAAAAACUUUUACUCAUGGUGAGAAAAAAAAACUGUUGCUUUUAAACAUGCGACUUUCUGUUCCAGUGGAGUUAAUUUUCACUCGUAGUUCUGACCUUUGAAUGACGUUUAUUUUUGUAUGGCUUUCCAGUUCAUUCAUGCCGCGUAGAACAGCCGCAUGUACUGAAACGUUUGAAUAAAUGCUGUGUUGUGUAAUAGUAUUCUGAACUUCCAUAGGUGUGUGUGUGUGCGUGUGUGUGUGUUGAAGUGUACACUGCGUCAAACUGACAACUUUCUUUCUGCAGCACACCUUUCACACUGUAACAGAGUCAAAGAAGAAUAUGCAAUAUACAAGAGGAUUGUUUUUAGAUUUUGUAAAUAAAGGCUUGAAACUUUUCUACCAUAAACCACUCUUGGCCGUAA
Messenger RNA from Xyrichtys novacula (pearly razorfish), 6606 nucleotides. The record is from the annotation of a GenBank genome assembly. NCBI's taxonomy places the organism in Eukaryota, Metazoa, Chordata, Actinopteri, Labriformes, Labridae.